This is a messenger RNA of Symbiodinium sp. CCMP2456, 3921 nucleotides long. The record is from the annotation of a GenBank genome assembly. NCBI's taxonomy places the organism in Eukaryota, Dinophyceae, Suessiales, Symbiodiniaceae.
AUGGAGAUGGCAGACCAUGUGUCACCGGACCUUUUCAUCGCUUGCCUGGCGGGUGAGAAAGGAAAUGUUGGCAGGAUAGCGGACAUCGUGCGCACUGCUGAGCACACUGUUUGCAACUUGCAUGAGCUUCGCUUGAUCUAUUCUUCGGCCAUGGACGUUUAUCCGAAGGUCGAGGAUGCCGGCUAUCGCGAGCUCUGUGUCAAGUACAUGCAGGUGCUGUGCGAGCUGGAUACCAACGAAGCACGCGAGUUUCACAACAGACAGCGUGCCUUCGGCAUCACCAGCGAUGCACGGAUGUACGAAGCCCGUGCUCGCUUGGAGGAGCGGGAAGGGGACACAGCCAAGGCUUUGAAGAUCCUGCAGGAAGGUCUUCGCAUCGGAGCGGGGCCUCCUGACAGAUUGACAGCUCAGAUCGCGGCCUUACACAUGCGGCGAUCGAAACACUGCGAUGCAGAGAUCCAGCAAAUAUUGGAGCCCCUGGAGGCUCAGACGGAAGUACAUGAUACCAUCAUGGAAAUUGAGGCAGAAAGCGUUCCGCCGAUUCGGAGGGUGCAUGAGACACCGCUCAUUAAGAUGCGAUCAUGGGCAGAAGGCUGGACUCAAACAGAGGUGGCAGUUGACACCGGGAUGCUAGGCAACCCUUCGGCCGACAGAUGUCUGCAACGAUGGUUGCGCGUUGAAUGCAGGCGCUGCCUGCUGAAGUGCUUCGGUGCUUGGAAGCGACUGGUGGACACAUCUGCCCAACUGCGGCGCGAAGCAUUGUUUGAUGCUCUGCGUGGACAGUUAAACUCAGCCCAACGGCGAUGCCGAGCAGCGGAGCUUUGCCUCGCCAAGGGUCAGUCAGAGGCAGGUGCGAUCUGCUUGCGAGCGGGGCUCCGAGCGUGGAGGUCACUUGCCAAGUUCUGUAGGCAGCGGGCGAAGCUCGCAGAUGCAGCAUAUCAGGAGUUCGUGCGACGGUCGGCAAGCCUUAUUCUUUGGGCCUGGAGGACAUGCCUUUCUUCCCGGGCCGGGGAUGUCGAGAACUCGCAGCAGCCGGAGAACACAGCCUUGGAUUGCCUGUUGGUGGACUUCUGUAGCAGCUUAGAGGACAGGACCGAAGAGGUUCAUCAUCAGACAGACCUCUGCGAGAAGCCUGCGGCAGGCAAGCCAAGCGGUGUCGCGGACCUUGCUUCUUUCGAGCGGCAGCCGCUUGCGAGUGUCGCUAUACAAAAUGCUCGCUACUCGUUGGCAGAUGCAGAGGAUGCGAAGCGCAUGCGGGGACCUGAGCGGUUCUUCUACGACACAUCCAGCUAUACUGGUUGUGCCAGGCGAAAGCACGGUGCGCUGCUUCCGGCUCUGCUGGUCGGCUUGACAGCUGCGAGCAUCGCAGGGUGGUCCUUUGUCCAGGUCUCCGGCCGUGGAAGCGGUGGAGCGGAGUCUCGCUGUGUGCGAUGUGCCGCGAUGGAUGCAGAGAGCAACGCUGCGACCACAGGUGCAAAGACAGAGAGCCUGGACAUGCCGUCCUUCGAGCCCAGAGAUGUCGGCAGUGCCGAGCAGCUGAUGCUAAGCCGCAUGCCAGCGGGGCACAUGAUCACCACGCACACCUCCUUGGCUUUGUUGGAGGGACAGGUAGACGUCGAGCUGCUCAAGAAGGCUCUUUCUUGGGCGAUUCUGCGGCACCCCAUGAUGCGGGCGACAGCACGUGAACCAACGGUGCUCGGCAAAGACACAGGACCCUUUUUUCACGGAGGCCAAGACGGCAGGUGGCGCUGGGAACCCACAGCUCUUAGCAAGGAAGAGCUCACCGAACGUGGCCUCAUGGUCGAGGAUGUAAGCGGGGACUUUGAUGCAAAGUGCAAAGCACACUUUGAGCAGUCCUUGGACAAGACAACCUUCGACUUUGAGAAUGGCCCGCUGUGGAAGCUCAGAUUGCUCCGUCAACCAGGUUUCCGAGGUCCCCGUGGUGGACGCAGUGCGUUGCUUUUCAGCUUCGUCCAUUCCAUUGAUGACCAGAAGAGUGCCAACAUACUGCUGCACGAUCUCCUCUCCCACAUGGAGGCCGCUGAAAAAGGCGACCCAAUUGAGGAUCCCAAGCCUGCAGCGUUGCCAGCUUCCCUGGAGGACGUUUUCCUUCAGGAUGAGCUGGACGUCCAGAAAUUGGCGGGAUAUGCUCUCUCACAGGCGAGUGCUGGCGCGGUGCCCUUCAUGAAAGUUCCUUCCGCACUUCGUUCAGCGGAACGAAAUGUCCGGAAGAACUUCGGGCUCAAUCCGGCUCAGCCUGUAGCACAGGAGAGGAACAUGACGGUACCCACAGCUGCCGCAGAAGGGAACGCCAAGCUGCUGAUGGCAGAGGCCGUCUCGUCGGAGAGCGACUUCUGGUCUGAAAGCCGCAAGAAUGUCGUGACCUUCCGAAGCCUCCCUGCGGAACAUCUUUCGCAACUGCGGCAGCUGUGCAGAGAGAACAAUGUCACCAUGUCCAUGGCCGUUGCAGCAGCCGCUUUACUUGCCACCAGCGACAUCAGCAACGACGAUAUGGACUUCGCAUACGAAGCUUAUCGUAUGCUGCUGGGGGUCGACAUGCGCCGUUUCGCCCCUGGCGGAGACUGGACGGAGGGAACCAUGGCCUAUGCGUCUGGUGCGCUGGACUUCACGCUGCGAUUGCUACCAAAGAGUGGCCAAGCUUAUGCUGCAGAGCAUGAGAAUGCAAGCAUACGUUCGAGAAUAGGAGGCGUUCCAUUUUGGGAGCUGGCGCGAGCGGCAGACUUCGCCGUGCGCGAGUGGGCAGAGAAAGGAUAUGCAGCCGAAUCCACGCGGCUUUUUGACAUCGGGAUUCGCCUUCUGCGAAUGGACAACAUAAUCCGGGAAACGGCCAACGAUCCAAGUACUCUGGGUCGCGCCUACUCGGUUACCGUGUCCAACGCCGGGAUAUAUAGCCAGGGGCCUGACAAUGGCAGCUACGGUAGCCUUCGACUAGACAAGAUAUUCUUUGGCAUUUCUACAGCCAUCAGUGGAUCCAUGAUGUCGGCUUCCUGCCUGACAGUCAACGGAGACCUUCUGAUCACUGCUCACAGCGCAGCUCCCGUGGUGAACCGCUCGGACAUGGAGACUUUUGCAGACUCCAUGAUCCGAUCACUGAGCGUUGCUGCAAUGGAAACCGCACCAAGAAAAAGCAUGGGGACUCCGCCGGUAGAGAACCCAAUCGAUCCUCGUGGUGGCUUGCCAUGGUAUUAUCUGCUGGAGACACCGAAGGGCACCCUCCAAUGCCCCAAGUAUGAGGAUGUCAGGAGUCCAACUUUGCCUGCUUUCAACGUGGAUAAAUAUGUUGGAGUGUGGUAUGAGCUCGCCUUCCAUGACAUCACGCAGUGCAACGGAUGUGGUUGUACUCGCUUCAAUAUGACACGGCAUGGAAACAUAAUUGAAGACAUGUUUACAGUGACAUGUCCGUGGCCCUGGAAGAAGGGUGUUGAUGGCCCGUGGCUUCCAGGCUACAAUGCGAAUGGAAACAGAAGGAUGAACAUGUGGACCUGCAACAUGACCAUGUACUACAAGCCGGCCGAGCCGGGGGUCAUGUUGGAAACUGGCUUUGGCCAAGAGUUCGACAACAUGGUACUGGAGAUUUGGAGCGAUCCAGAGAUCACGGCCGAGACUGGCUACGAAUACACCCGGGCCAUACAGUUCCAGUGCUUAGGUUCGGAGCAAGAUGGCAUCACUUUUACUGGUAUCAACUUUCUAUCCCGCGUACCCAUCGUCAAGUCAUCCAUGCUGCAAGAGAUGUUCAACCGGGCUCGGGCGCUGGGUCUGGAGCCCUACGGCUCCAACGACAUGCACGUCGUGGAGCAUGCUGGGUGCAGAUAUCCGCAGAGCACCGAUGAGACAUGGAUGGGAGAGCGUCCAGAGUGGCCUUUUCCUGUAUUCGCAGGCGAUUUCGGAGCUCAGAUCUGA